GUAAGCUAAAGUCUUCAGAUAGAACUAUUCUGCAAAGACUCACAGAAGCAUGCUGCGUGUUUUGAUCUUUCUCUCUGUUGCAUAUGUUGCUAGAUGCAGCAUUUGUUGCGUGCCCCGUCAGUGGGAGGGCACGGAGGGAUCAGCCAUCGGAGUCGUGCGGGAGGGAGCACCAAAUUCUAAUUUCAUCCAGAGCUCGGUAAAUAUAGCUUAUGACGCUAUUAACCAGAGGGUAGCUGCAACGCAAUAUGUGGAUGUCGAUGGAUACCCACUUAAUGUAAAAAUCAUCAUGGAUUAUAAAAAUGGUGUACAAUACUCAAUUAAUGGUACAACGUGUGUACGAACAACUCUACCACCAUUCCAAGAAAACUGCAUCCCAGAUAACGCUCAGGAGACCCAGACCACUAUUGGUGCCGGUGGUAAGACUCUGUCCCUGAAGAGUUACGUCAUGGUGGUAGGAAACCUGACUGUCACUUCCUCUGUGACGGAAGCCGGGUGUAUUCCUGUCUCAGAGAGCAUUGUGGGACACUCCCCAGGACAGUAUAUCCAUAUGACUACUGGUUACAGCGGCAUUGUCCCUGGAAUUUCAGAUCCUUCAAUUUUCACGCCACCAUUUAUCUGUAUGGCUGGUCCCAUUUAUCCUGCAGAGGUUUCUAUGAGGAAAAGAGUUUCAUUCCUACGUCCUUUUUAAAAUAUUUGUUUAGCUUCUGUACAAUUUAUCAUUCAUUAAAUUUUAUAUUCUAAUAAAA
Messenger RNA from Saccostrea cuccullata (small rock oyster), 746 nucleotides. Its product is annotated as mammalian ependymin-related protein 1-like. The record is from RefSeq and is a predicted model, not a curated record. Gene Ontology annotation, cellular component: extracellular region; lysosome. The transcript has 6 exons. Gene Ontology annotation, biological process: cell-matrix adhesion. Gene Ontology annotation, molecular function: calcium ion binding. NCBI's taxonomy places the organism in Eukaryota, Metazoa, Mollusca, Bivalvia, Ostreida, Ostreidae. Bases 50 to 688 code for a protein of 212 amino acids.